Molecule: messenger RNA, 2259 nt
Organism: Penicillium mononematosum
Lineage: Eukaryota; Fungi; Ascomycota; Eurotiomycetes; Eurotiales; Aspergillaceae
Exons: 5
Coding region: 1-2259 (752 amino acids)
Molecular function (GO): hydrolase activity; heme binding; iron ion binding
Source: RefSeq, a predicted model, not a curated record
AUGAACCGCAUCGACGUGCACCACCACUUUAUCCCCCCUGCCUAUGUCAAGGCCUUCAACUCGACUCCUGGUGACCCCUCCGGCUGGCACCUCCCCAAAUGGACCCCCGAAUCGACCCUCUCCCUCAUGGGCUCCCACUCCACCCGUACGGCCAUUCUAUCUCUAACUGCACCGGGCACGUCUAUCUUGUCCAAUUCCCCAGUGGAAUCAGCCAACCUAGCCCGGCAAAUCAACCUCUAUGGGUUCCAACUUCACCAGGAAAACCCCACUCGGUUCGGUUUCUUCGCCAGUCUCCCACAUCUCACACCUGAAACCAUCCCCUCGGCCAUCGAGGAACUCGCCCAUGCUCUGGACACCCUCCAGGCGGACGGUAUAACUCUCUAUACUCGGUAUAGCGGAACUGGAUACCUCGGUCAUGCGGCCUUUGCGCCGCUCUGGGAGGAACUCAACCGCCGCAAGGCAGUAGUCUUCAUUCAUCCGACAAACACGUCCUCGGACGCAAAGAACAAGCCGGAGAUGGUCAAUCCGAAACUGCCACAACCGAUCAUUGAUUAUCCACAUGAGACAUGUCGAACGGCGGUCGAUCUGAUCACCUCCGGGACGAUCUCGAAGAACCCCGACGUGAAGAUUAUUCUGUCCCACGGAGGCGGUACACUACCUAUUCUCGCUACUCGGGCGGCAAACCUUCUUUACGAUGCGGGUCUGACCGAUAUCUCCCCAGAGAUGUUCCUGGAGCAGGCCAGGAACUUUUAUCUCGACCUCGCCCUUUCCGGGAACGGGGGGGAAUUUGGAGUUACUGGUCCACCUGGUCUGCCUGUCAUUGGCAACAUCCACCAGAUCCCCGCAGUACGCGCUCAUCAAAAAUUCACCGAAUGGGCCAAAGUAUAUGGCGGUCUCUACAGCUUCCGAAUUGGCCCAGCGACCGCCGCCGUUAUCACCGAUCGGAGUCUGGUCAAGGAACUGCUCGACAAACGCAGCGCUCUAUACAGCUCACGCCCAGUAUCCUAUGUGGGACAGAAUCUCAUAACCGGCGGCGACCAUCUCCUCGUUAUGGAUAACAACGAAAUGUGGCGGCUAUUCCGCAAGACAGUGCACCAGCACUUCAAGGCGAGCAUGUGUGAGAAGGAGCACGUCAAGCUCCUCGAAGCCGAGCACACGCAGAUGAUGCGCGAUUUCCUCCUGUAUCCAGAGAAACAUAUGCUGCACACGAAGCGCACCACGAACAGUAUCAUCAUGAAGCUCUACGAGAUCAUGGAGCAAUGGUCGAAGGUCAUGGAGACGGGCGCCACACCACCCGUCGAUAUCUUCCCGUGGCUGAAAUGGAUCCCACAGCGGUGGUUGGGCAACUGGGUUGAUCGGUCGGUAGAGGUGGGCAGCGGCAUGAAAGCAUUGUAUGGGUCCUUCCGGCGACGGGCGAUCGAAGCACGACGACAGGCCGAGCAGAGUUCACAAAGCAGAGCUCGGACCUUCAUUGAUCACGUCCUGGACCUACAGGAGAAGGCAAACCUCACUGACAACCAAGUCGACUUCCUCGGUGGCGUAAUGAUGGAGGGUGGGUCCGAUACCGGGUCCACGAUGCUCCUGGUAAUGAUCCAGGCGCUGGUGCAGCAUCCCGAAGUACAGGAGCGGGCGCGUGCCGAGCUCGACGCCGUCUGUGGCGAAGACCGAUCCCCGACAUGGGCAGAUUUCAGCCGUUUGCCAUACAUCAACAUGAUCGUCAAAGAGACGAUGCGCUGGCGACCGGUGACGCCACUAUCGUUCCCGCACGCGCUCAACCAAGACGACUGGGUGAAUGGGUAUCUCCUACCGAAGGGGACGACCGUGUUUCUGAAUGUGUGGGGCCUCCACCACGACGAAAGCGUACUCCCCAAUCCCGAGCGGUUCGACCCGAGUCACUACGAAGGCCGACAUAAUCUGGCUUCAGACUACGCCGCCUCGCCGGACUACAUGCAGCGGGAUCACUUCAUCUAUGGGGCUGGACGACGACUGUGCCCGGGAAUACAUCUGUCGGAGCGCAGCAUGUUCAUCGGAGCAGCCAAGCUCCUAUGGGGGUUCCAGUUCGAGCCCGAAAUGAACGAGUCGGGCAGGCCGGUCGCAAUCGACACCGACCCGAUCACUGGGUACACCGAGGGAUUCCUGGUGUGUCCGCGGGCGUACAAAUGUAAAGUCUCCCCUCGGUCCGCUGCGAGGGCCGAGACGAUUAUGCGCGAGUUCGCCCAGGCCGAGUCCGAGGUCCUUUGUCAGUAUGCGACGCCAUAA